Chenopodium quinoa (quinoa) is the source of this 1450-nucleotide messenger RNA. Its product is annotated as probable xyloglucan endotransglucosylase/hydrolase protein 32. The coding region runs from base 202 to 1104 and encodes 300 amino acids. Gene Ontology annotation, cellular component: apoplast; cell wall. Gene Ontology annotation, molecular function: hydrolase activity, hydrolyzing O-glycosyl compounds; xyloglucan:xyloglucosyl transferase activity. The transcript is spliced from 4 exons. Lineage: Eukaryota; Viridiplantae; Streptophyta; Magnoliopsida; Caryophyllales; Amaranthaceae. The record is from RefSeq and is a predicted model, not a curated record. Gene Ontology annotation, biological process: cell wall biogenesis; xyloglucan metabolic process.
GCUUUUUCAUUACUACUCACACACACACCGACAUCUCACUCCCACUCACACGCACACUCACUCCAUAUUUAUACACUCAAACAACAAGAACCAAAUCAAAUCAAAAUCUUCAUUCUCAUUUUUAUAAAUAACAUACAAUUCUUUCACCAUAUAUUAUUUUCUCUCAUUUAUAAUAUUGUUAAUAAUAAUAGUAAUAAUAGUAUGAUUAUUGAGAAAUUCUUCUUCUUUUGCCUUCUAUUUUUGGUCCAUUGUACCAAUAGCAUUGGUUCAUCAUGGCCACCAUCUCCUGGUUACUAUCCUAGUAAGAUGUUUAGGUCUUUUAGAUUUUGGAAAGGUUAUAGAAAUUUAUGGGGUCCUCAACAUCAAAGGCUAGACCAACAUGCUUUGACUAUAUGGCUUGAUCGAACUUCAGGAAGCGGGUUCAAGUCGGUUCGCCCGUUUAGAUCCGGGUAUUUUGGUACAUCAAUCAAGUUGCAACAAGGGUACACUGCUGGAGUAAUAACAGCAUUCUAUCUUUCCAACAACGAGGCGCAUCCAGGGCACCAUGAUGAAGUAGACAUGGAAUUCUUAGGGACAACCUUUGGAAAACCUUAUGUGUUACAAACAAAUGUAUACAUAAGGGGAAGUGGAGAUGGCAAUAUUAUUGGAAGAGAGAUGAAAUUCCAUCUUUGGUUUGAUCCAACUAAGGGAUUUCAUCAUUAUGCCAUUUUUUGGAGCCCUAAAGAAAUCAUAUUUUUGGUAGAUGAUGUUCCCAUAAGAAGAUAUCAAAGAAAAAGUGAUGCCACAUUCCCACUAAGGCCAAUGUGGGUGUAUGGCUCAAUAUGGGAUGCCUCAUCAUGGGCAACUGAAGAUGGUAAAUACAAAGCAGAUUAUAGGUAUCAACCAUUUGUAGGUCAAUUCACCAAUUUCAAAGCUGGUGGUUGCUCCGCCUACGCCCCCCUCCAUUGCCGCCCGGUUUCCGUCUCUCCUUAUCGUUCUGGUGGCCUUACACGUAAGCAAUAUUACGUCAUGACAUGGGUUCAAAGACACUACAUGUUCUAUGACUAUUGCAGGGACCGUAAAAGAGAUCAUUCACUCACACCAGAAUGUUGGUUACGUCGUUAAGAAUAUGAAUUUUGUAAACAUUCAAUCAAUCUGUAUUUCCUAUAUUCUACCACAUAUAAGUUGCAUUAAAUGUAUUUUAUACGCUUCGUAUGAAAUUUUAAUAAUGCACUAAAUAUUUCUUUAGUGUACGGCCGUUUCUUUGUAAUUUGUACACCCCAUAUAUACAAGUUUAUGAGAAAACGUUUCUUGAUUACCGACAAAAUCUUUGUUCAUUAAAAUUGGUGAUCGUAAGUACAUUAGAGUACAUCAAUAAUGAACAGCACUUCGUAAAUAAUUUGUGUCGGCAUGGUGUACACGAUAUUGUCUUUUAUGUAAGGGCCAAUCUUUGUACUUGGGUACAUUUUUC